Messenger RNA from Octopus sinensis (East Asian common octopus), 3144 nucleotides. Its product is annotated as SURP and G-patch domain-containing protein 1. The record is from RefSeq and is a predicted model, not a curated record. Gene Ontology annotation, cellular component: nucleoplasm. Bases 250 to 2433 code for a protein of 727 amino acids. Lineage: Eukaryota; Metazoa; Mollusca; Cephalopoda; Octopoda; Octopodidae. Gene Ontology annotation, biological process: RNA processing. The transcript has 15 exons. Gene Ontology annotation, molecular function: RNA binding.
GAAGUUGUAUUAAUGCUCAUCAGCGACAUGGUUAGUACGCUGAUCUUACUGCCAGGUUGACCAUUUCAUUAUUAUUAUUAUAUCUACUACUAUAAUAAAUAUUAUUGUUGGGUUGGUGGAGUUGAUUCAUAUCAUAUAGAACUUCAACUCUUUUGAAAUACAUAUAAAACAAACUGUCCAGUUUCUUCGUUGCUCGUAUCUUCCUUUCCUGUUUACCUCUUAGGAUAUGUUAACAUUUUUCAUUGAAUAAUGUCUCGACUUGGUGGCAACAACCUUAGUCCUGCCACUAGUUGUGGUAAUUCUGCUCCAGGCUCUGGUAACACAUCAAAUUACUAUGGCACAAGCCUCCGUGAGAAGAUGAAACAAAUGUCCAGACAGGAGCAAAUCAUUGAAGAAAAGAAGCGCAAAAUACAACAAAAGCUAGAAGAUGAAAUGAAAAAUCUGUCUUCUGAGAAGAUAUCAGAUUCUAGUGGUUCUGCUCCUGGAACUAACCUUGCUAAUAAAUUUAAAUCAAAACUAUUUGGUAAAAGACCAUCUUUACUGAAAAAGUACACAGACUUGAAAAAGCCCAAAGUUGAAAUCGAGGGUUUACCAACUGUGUCUCCACUUAACCCUGUAGUUACCACAGCCAGUCAGGAUAUGUUUGUCAAUGAUGGCAGCUUUCUGGAAAGGUUCAAGAAACUUCAGGGACUUGUGCCUUCUCAGCAAAGUGAUUCUGUAUCAAAAACUGGACCACAAGAAGAAAAACCUCAAAGUGUGACUCAAGUGCCUUGCUCAUCUUCACUACAAUCUCAGUGUUCAGUAACCAAAUCUGUCACCUCAACAAUUGCAUCCCAUCCAACGCCACUUCUACCAACUCCUACAUUAUCUGCUGUAAAAAUAUCAAAUUCUUCAGUUACACCAGUUAUUGGAUUAUCUUCAUCAUCUAAUUCUCAUUCUUCUACCAUUCCUUCUCCUCCAUCUGGUUCCAGCUGUAAAUCUUAUAAGCUUUCUAAUUCAAAUGCUUUAACUCUCAAUACAUCAUCGAUCUCUUCAGUGGAAGAUGAAGAUGAUAAAUAUGAUCCAACUUCACCAACUGAAGAUCUCAGUCCAGUAAAGCUUCAGCCCACAAGUGGACGGAAAGAAAACUUGUCUCACAAAACUGAUGACAGUGAAAACUGCUCUGUUGCAGCAGAAACAGAGAAACAAAAGAAUUUUGAAAUUACAUCAAAUGUACCUUCCCAGAAUGACUCAAAACAAACUCCAAACAACAGAAUAAAGAGCGAGGAUGCAGUUUUGAAAAAUUUGAAGAAAGAAGAAAAUGAAGAAAGAGUGAUUGUAGUCUCUCCAGCAGACGACCCGCAAGGACUUGUGGACCAACUAGCUGUAAUCAUUGCGCAGUGUGGCCCAGAAAUGGAAAAAAAAAUCUUGGCUGAAAAUAAAGAAAAUCCUUCUUAUUGGUUUUUGUAUGAUACUGAAUGUUCACUGCACAAAAAAAUGUGGCUGAAAAUUGAAGAAUUGCGUAGUUUAAAAAACACAGAAGACAUACAGAUGACUUCUACAGUAAAUACUGGUGAUAAUGGUUUAGCAGAAGGUAAAUGUGGGCGCAGGAAACGGCGAAGUCGGUGGGGUCCCCAUGAAGAAUUCUGUCCUCUUCCAUCUGACCUUUUAGACCCUAGUAGUAUUCCUGCUGGCUCUAGAACAAACGCAGUUCCCUGCCCUGUUGCUGUACAACCAUUACCAAUGACAUCAACUGCAGCUACUGUGUCUCGACCACCUGUUGUGACAAUUCAAGAUUUUGCCCGCAAGAUGGUUGGUAGUGAUUCGCUUUCUGAUGACCAGUUAAAACAGAUUAAAGAACAGAGAGAGCUUAACAUGAUGUAUGAGCUAAUUCUAGCUCAGAAGAAAGCCAAGGAAGCAGCAGUGAUGGCAGAGGCAGCUGGUAUUGCUCUAAAUCCUAUAUACGAGUAUGAUUCAGACGAGGAUGUAGAAGGUGGCACCUGGGAGCAUAAAAAAAGGAUGGCUGAAAUGAAUGCUACCAGAGAGUGGGCCGAACAGUUGACAGAAAUGAACAAAGGCAAACAUUUUAUUGGUGAUUUUUUACCUCCAGAUGAAUUAGAAAAAUUUAUGGAAACAUACAAUGCACUAAAAGAAGGACGAGAGCCUGACCUUUCUGACUACAAAGAAUUUAAGCUGACCUGCGAAAAUAUUGGUUACCAGAUGUUGCAACGUCUAGGUUGGCAAGAAGGAGAAGGCCUAGGAUCUGAAAGCCAGGGUAUAAAAACUCCAGUUAAUAAAGGUAUUCAAUCAGUUGAUGGUGGUGGAUUUGGAGUUGAGCGACCUGCAAAUCUUACAAAAGAUGAUGAUGAAUAUGAAGCCUUUAGAAAACGAAUGAUGCUUGCCUACAGAUUUCGACCUAAUCCAUUGAACAAUCCACGCCGGCCAUAUUACUGACGAAAGUUAAAACAGAAAACUUCAUUUGAAAAAAAAACUUAUAUUCAUCAGAGAAUGUUAUUUUCAUGUCCAAAAUCUAACAACUAUUAUAUUAUCAAUCUGUUGUUGGCUAUCUUGUGAAAAUGCACAAUAUAUCAUCAUAUCUGCUCUAUAUUCUGAUUUCUAAAGCCUAAUUUCUUUUUAGUCUUUCUGGCAAAAAAGUAUUCAAUAAGAGCUAUCUGGUAUUAAAGCCCCUCCCACUCCAUGUUAUUGACUGCUGUUUGUAAAAUAAGUGCAAGACAAAUUUCACUAUCUUUUUGAAUCUUUCAGUCAAUAAGAAACAUUUCAGCUUGUCAUAGUCAGCUUAGUGAAAAUUGAAGAGAUGUUCAACUUUUUUCUCUUGGGUUGUGAUGUUCUGCUCUAUAAUUAUAAUUUUUAUGUAUCUCCAGAAUGUCAAGUUAAAAGUACAAAAGCAGCAUGGAAAGUUUGCCUGGUGUAGCUUCUAUUAAUUUAAAUUGAACAAGCCACAAAUUCAUUGUGCAUGUACUAACUUGAACUGUCACAUUCCAUUUUGUGUUAGUCAGGGGGUUUGUUUUUUUGUUUUUUUUUUAUCUUUCUUCCUUCUCCAAAUGUUGACUAACUCUUGCAAAAUUAUGUCAGGUGAAAGAAAGAAGAACCAAAUCCCAAGAUAUUCCCUGUUUACUGUGAUCAUUAAAGCAUUAUUGAAGCAAU